AUGAAGUAUAUCGUUGACUACCACAUUGAAGGUGAUGCAUUGAAAAAAUUUUAUCAAAUUAAAUUAUACGUUGACGAACGUUAUCCAUGCCGUAUUUACGAAGAAGUAUUGAGGUAUCUACUAGGAUGUAAGAAGAGAAACAAAAGUGGUGACGAACGGGAUGCAUUGAAAAUGGCUACACCAGAUACGUUACCAAAGAGUGAUUCUGUUGUUGAUGUCAGGACUUUACUUCAUUAUCUUCAAGAAAUGAUCUGGCACAAGUUCAAGUAUUAUGUUCCAGAUAAUAUCAUUAGAAACCCACUUAUUAGUUCUUACCUAAUAACUUCUGUGUAUAAAGCAAAGGUUAAUUCGCUCAAACAAUUAGUUGAAUCUGCUACGAAUGGGAACAAGAACAACCCUACCGUUGGUAUCAAGUACAAGGUUAUUUUAGAUCAAGCUCAAAAACUUGUCCCUGAAGUUACAAAUGAUCCUUUACAAAGAAUUAGAGACAGAUUAAGUGACAGUGAAGACUUGAAUGUGACUAUGGCUAUUGUUAAUGGGGACAUCCAUGAAUUGUGA
Hemisphaericaspora subhashii is the source of this 558-nucleotide messenger RNA. RefSeq lists its product as uncharacterized. The coding region runs from base 1 to 558 and encodes 185 amino acids. Lineage: Eukaryota; Fungi; Ascomycota; Pichiomycetes; Serinales; Debaryomycetaceae. The record is from RefSeq and is a predicted model, not a curated record. The transcript has 3 exons.